AUGAUAUUCAGUUCAUGGAAUGUUAGGGGGUUGAAGGGAGAUGGGAAGUUAAGAAUGGUGAAGGACCUAAGGAAUAAACAUAGGGUACAAAUGUUAGGUCUGAUUGAAACUAAAAGGCAGAUAGUGACAAGAUUUGACGUUGCAAGAAUAUGGGGACAAGGUAGUCCAGGUUGGGAAUAUGUAGGCUCUGAUGGGGCAUCUGGUGGACUAUUGUUAAUUUGGGACGAGGUGAUGUUUAACUUAAAUAACUGCUAUAAGGGAGAGAGGUGGUUGUGUGUGGAAGGCGUGAUAUUAAAAAAUAGUUUCAACUGUGCGUUUGUCUUGGUAUAUGGUGCACAUGAUAGAGAUGAGAAGAUUCAUGUAUGGGAGGAGUUGAGCUAUAUAGCGGGGUUAUGUCAGGUUCCGUUCUGCUUUAUGGGAGACUUUAAUGAAAUAGUACAUGCAGGGGAACGGAGAGAAGAGUUCCCAGAGGCACAUUUGCGAGGUGGACCAAGGGGUUUGUCAGAUCACUGCCCACUAAUAGUGGAGGGUAGGAAGCUGCGAGGUGGUCCGAGGCCAUUCCGGAGCCUUGAUUCGUGGUUUACACACGAGGGCUUUCUCAGGAUGGUAAAGGAGGAAUGGAGAGGUUUGGGGGAGCUACAAUUCACAGAUAAAUUGAAGGCACUGACAAAACCACUGGGAAGAUGGCAUAAGGCAAAUUUCGGUGAGAUGGAUAAGAAGAUUAUAAAGUUUGAGGAAGAGAUCAAGAGGAUUGAUGAUAUGGUCAAUAAUGAGUGUAUGAUGAAACACUGGAGGCUAGAGGAAAGGCGUUGGUUGUGA
Arachis stenosperma is the source of this 819-nucleotide messenger RNA. RefSeq lists its product as uncharacterized. The coding region runs from base 1 to 819 and encodes 272 amino acids. The transcript has 2 exons. Lineage: Eukaryota; Viridiplantae; Streptophyta; Magnoliopsida; Fabales; Fabaceae. The record is from RefSeq and is a predicted model, not a curated record. Gene Ontology annotation, molecular function: catalytic activity.